UGCCCGGUAACCCUCCUGUUCAUUAAAAAUUCGCCUUUCCGUCCGCUUUGCUGUACGCCGUCAUCUAUCCCGAGAUAUCCAACAGCCGAUAAGUCACCUAUAGUGGACACACAUACGCCAUCAAUUUGGCUACAGUGUAUAGUGUCGUGCAGUCUUCUAUCAUUAUCCCUACUGUUUAUUUAUUUACUGAUACAUAUUACCACCAAAAAUAAGCAUCACUUCGAGGAUCGAGAUUUGCUGAAAAUAAUUGACAAAACUGUAAUUUCUCCACAAAAAUUGUCCUCCACGACAAUUGAAUAGUUUGGUUAAACGGUACAGUUGCUAUGUCAAAUGAGGAGCGUCUCCGUUCUCUCUUGGCUGACUUGGGUAAGGCAACACUCCGAGGUGUCAAGAAGUGUCCAAAAUGUGGAACAUACAAUGGCUCUCGAGGAUUAUGUUGUAAAAAUAAAUACUGCGAUGUAGUAUUCAAAGAGCCCGGUGAAAAAAGAAAAAUGUCAACAGAGGCCUGUAAACUUAUAACUGGAUCAGCUGUUCAAGUUUUUUCUGUACGAGUACGUGACAAAGGACCCGAUCACCGAGGCUUCGUGCAACUGCCCUUGAUCAAUGCCACCGUAAUGUCCAACGAUAUGAACACUAUCAUAUCCCAAAGUACAGCAUUGUGCUUUGUCGACAGCUGCGAGAGGAGCUUUGACACAAGUGUCCUGAAGUGUCACGAAAAAGAUUCGACAGACAGUUGUAUCUCCACAUGUCAGCACAUCCAAGCAGCCCUCAGGUGUUACGCUGAGGCACAACCGCUCACCCUGAGGAAUUCCAUUCUGUCGUCGUUAAAUGUUAACAACGAGACGAAACAGGAAAUUUGGUUACUGGCGACGGAAACCUCGGGGCCUCUGGUACAACGGGUCUCCAAGACUAUCAUGGCUGUCAAGUGUAAAGCAUCACCCAAACAUCCUCUCGGUUAUCUACAUUUUUCGUUCUACACUAGCAAAUUGAAGGAGAGGAUAGAACACAGAUACUCAUGUAGCUGCACUGCUUUCAAGGCAGCCCCGAAGGGGACGGAGUUGCAGGGCGAGGAGCAGUCUGGACAGGCGAGACGCUGUGCUCACUUCUACGCAUGCAUUUGUGCCUUUGCUAGUGAUCCUAAAUUGUCGGAGGAGUUCAGGUAUUAUAUUAAUCUGGAUCAGAUGGAAUUGAGGAUAGAGAAGAGCCUCAGUGUACCUUUUCAACCAGCCGAGACGGAUAAAAUUAUUGGAAUGGAUUUGGAAAAUCUAAGUGAUGAUACGCAUCUCCUCAUAUUUCGUGACGACACAUUGACAGUUCAGAGUCUAGACGGAAGUAGAUUGGACAUAGACUCGAUAAAUCUCGAUGCAACAAUUCUGCCUAACAGCAUUGUGGAAGGAAUCGAUGUGGACUGUGAAUCGGGAUUCCUCGAUAACGGUAACAACAUUAUUUCCCCCGUUCACGAUAUCGAUAUUGACCAGAAUAGGAUGAUGACCACCAGUACUGUAAAAAUAGUUGAGGAUGAAGCGAACGCAAAAUACGAUCUAUCAACAAGUGGUGAUUAUUUGGAAGACGAUAAUCAGUCGAUAAAAUUGUGGAACGCCGGUUCAAUAAAAAUAUUGGAUACCCAGGGGAUUUUCAACGGGAGAAAUGUGAAAUUAUUGGACGGAAGUCGAUUGCUCGACAGUGGAAUGAAAAUCAUUGACAACAGCUCUGGAAUUAUCAACUGUGAUUCAGAAAUAACACUCCAAAUGAUGAACAACAUUCAGCCACACUCGACAAAGAGAAAGCGAGACGAAGUUCCAUUGCCUAAGUUGUGCAUCAAUAAUUUAAAUUCCAUUGAAACGAGAAAAGGAAAGACGAAAGCGACGAUUAUAAAAAAAUAUCACAACUCGUGUGACAAUCUCGACGAGGGAAACACCAGUUUGUCGUUUAUUAAGUGGCUGGGCUCGAUAACUGAGAGGAUCAAUCAAACAAUGCAUUUCCAAUUUGAUGGAAAACCAGAGCCGCUGGUCUUUCACGUUCCUCAGAUUUUUUUCGACUGCCUUCGAGAGCGAAUAUCGUGUGGGGGUAAAAAAAAACGACUGCCAAAUUCCACCACAGCCUUCGUGAGGAAGGAUGGAGUACCUUUGGGAACCUUCACCAAAUACACGUGGCAAAUUACAAAUAUACUUCACGUCAAGAGUAUAUUCGAUACACCUGUCAUUCCACUGGAAAUAACGAGAAGUUUCCUGCAAAAUUCUGAUGGCACGUACGAAUUGUUUAAACGAGAAGAAUCAGACAUUGAUCGUUACAAGAAAAUGGGUAAUAAUGCCCUCAUUAAACCCCUGGAACUGAAAACGUACCUCAAAGUUGGAAAUACCUGCCCAGAUCAGGUAGAGCCUACCCCCUUUUUGAUCGAGUGGAUUCCCGAUAUUCUUCCAAUUUCGAAAAUCGGGGAGCUGAGGCUAAGAUUUGAAUUUGGUCAUGUAAAAAGUGAAGCACCUCAAAAAUACAGAAAAGUAGCGCUAGCUAAGAAUUAUUCGUAGAUAAUUAUUUUAUUAUCCAAGUAAUGGAGAUUAAGGAAAUAAACAAUUGUGAUAUCCAUACAUAAUAAGUUAAUUACCGUGUAAAUUCGUCAUUUAGGGUAGUACGUGUUUUUCUACCAUUUAUAUAUAGUUUGUAAAUGUUUGAAAUUAAUGUUCCAUCUGCAUUGCAAUUAAAAAUUGAAAAAUAUUUACAAGAGAAUAUCACUGUUCAAAAAGGAAAACAAACUAUUAUAUUAGUUAUUUAUUGCUGAGAAAGAAAAUAAAAUAAAUGGAUUCAACGAA
Molecule: messenger RNA, 2807 nt
Organism: Diachasmimorpha longicaudata
Lineage: Eukaryota; Metazoa; Arthropoda; Insecta; Hymenoptera; Braconidae
Exons: 5
Coding region: 324-2525 (733 amino acids)
Cellular component (GO): nucleus
Molecular function (GO): zinc ion binding
Source: RefSeq, a predicted model, not a curated record